Pan troglodytes (chimpanzee) is the source of this 2528-nucleotide messenger RNA. It is a transcript of the gene RNASE13, whose product is annotated as ribonuclease A family member 13 (inactive). The coding region runs from base 1915 to 2451 and encodes 178 amino acids. Lineage: Eukaryota; Metazoa; Chordata; Mammalia; Primates; Hominidae. The record is from RefSeq and is a predicted model, not a curated record. The transcript has a single exon. Gene Ontology annotation, biological process: defense response to Gram-positive bacterium. Gene Ontology annotation, molecular function: nucleic acid binding.
UGUAUAAGAGAUAUAUUUGAGUUGAGUCUUACUGGAGUUGGAGUGUGUGUGCUGUCCAGGCGAGACGAGAGUGUCCACUGAGGAAGAAAUAAGAAUGGAAGAGAUGGGCUUGGGAAAAGUUUACGAUUGUCAGGGCUGUGUGACUGAUGGACUCAGGCUCAUAUUGAGGACUCACCAUGUGCCGGGCACUGGUCUAAAAACUCUUGAUAUACAUCUUAAUGGAUCCUCAUACUGCCAUGAGGUUAAAAAUACUAUCCUCAUGAACAGAUGAAACAAGGAAGCUUUCAGUGGUUUCAUAAACAGAUAGAUGGUGUGCAGUUUGUAAGCUGCAGAGGCAGGAUUCAAUUCCUGGUCUGUUUCACUCAAAAGCCUUGAUCUUAACCACCAUGCAGGACUGCCUCCCCGUAGCUGGGAUUGGGGAGGUGGAGGGGUCUAGGAUCACUUUCAGGUUUCUUGCAUAGGUAACCGGGGAAACUGAGGUAGACAACACAGGAAGAGAAACAAGUUGUGGGGAGGAUGGAUUCCAUUUUGGACUGUAGUUUGUGCUGUCAGAAAGUGCCAGUUUAGGGGGCUCUACAUGAGGAACACCAAUCUGUCUCUCUGCGGCCUUACUCCCUCCUCCUGAGCUAUACUGAGGGCGUUGGAGCACUCAGCUUUCUGUGUUCUGACUCCCCUUUUCUGCUGUCCAGCAAAGGUAAAAAGGCUCUCCUAAGAGGAGGCCCCAAAUCUGGAAGACACCUUGCAGACUAACAAGGCUGAGUGACCUGUGGAAGUCAAGGGCGAGGGCUAGCAGUUUCCAGGGAGCUAGUUCUUUGAUUCUGAUGAAAGGGAAGAUGUUGAUGAAAAAGAUAAGAGUGUGGCCCUUUCCCCAGCAUGGCAAACCACUCAGAGAUCAACCAACAGUACGAAACGGAUCAUGCCAGGCUCUGGCAUCCACAGCUUUUCAUGUUCAGGUUAUGCUUUCAAAUCCAAACUGCCAAGUUUGAGGCUUCAGAGUCAGCAUGCAGAGAUUUCCAGUAGUGCUCAAACUCUGACAGGGCCUGAGGUCACAGGUGAGGGCCGUGGGUGUGACAGGAGUAAGGCUGAUAGGGACUGUGGGGAGUCCACAUGGAGGUCUUUGAUUCUCAGCCCAGCACUUUGGUGGGAGGCCCCUGAGUACAUGCCCUCCUGGGCUCCCGUGAGUGGGAUGACAAAGUGGCGAACGCUCUGUUCUCUGAGGGUCAGGAAUAAGAAGCACUUUGUUCCUCAGAAACAUAACAGUGCUUUCCUACUCACCUUGCCACGAGAGCACAGGCUAUGGAACAGAGAAAACAUCAAAGAAAGCCCAGGCACUUAGGAACUUUUGGCAAGGAGAUUGGAAGUAAGUGUUCCAAUGACACUGUAGAGGAGGAAACCAGAUAGUAAUGCCUCUUUCCUCCCACCCAUCCAACCCUCUUAGCACAGGGGCUCAUCAAACUCGGGGACAUUCCCUCCUCCCAGACUGAUUUUUACCUAGAAACCUUUCUAGCCUCUCCUCAUCUCUUGACUGUCUUGGCCUUGGCAAGAAGAAUACACGUCCCUAUCCAGCUAUCUUCAGCUCCUGUCCUUCCUCCCAGCUGCCAGAGAAUUGUCAGGUCAGCCUGCUCCUUCUUUCUUCUCUGCAUUUUUUACUAGCAGGAGUGCCAGGGGCCCAAGGACAAUUGGGAAGAGUCUCUCACCCAAGGACCAGUUAGAGCUCUUAUUCUGCAAAUGUAGCUCACAGACUCUGCAGAGGCUGAGAUUCUGUGGUGGACCAGGGGAGGAGGGGUGGCUGAAGGUGGCUGGUUGUCUGGGUGGCCUUGGGCAAGCAUCUUCUCUUUCUGGGUCAUGAGAACUUGGUUAUGGGUGAGAUGAUCUCUAAAGUACUGUUGGGUUGGGAAUGCUGGAGGCUCUGGGAUGUGGCAGACAGCCACUUCAGGCCCACUGCUGCCCCCAACCACCUUAACUCUACCAGCAGGAAGAAUGGCACCAGCUGUGACCCGGCUCCUUUUCCUCCAGCUUGUUCUAGGGCCAACUCUGGUCAUGGACAUCAAGAUGCAGAUUGGCAGCAGGAACUUCUAUACCUUAAGCAUUGACUAUCCCAGGGUUAACUACCCAAAGGGUUUCCGGGGCUAUUGUAAUGGUCUGAUGUCCUAUAUGCGGGGCAAGAUGCAAAAUUCAGAUUGCCCAAAGAUCCAUUAUGUGAUACAUGCCCCUUGGAAGGCCAUCCAGAAGUUCUGCAAGUAUAGUGACAGCUUCUGUGAGAAUUACAAUGAAUACUGCACACUCACCCAGGAUUCCCUCCCCAUCACGGUCUGCUCCCUGAGCCACCAACAGCCACCCACUAGCUGCUACUAUAAUAGCACCCUAACCAACCAGAAGCUCUACCUACUCUGCUCCCGCAAGUAUGAAGCUGAUCCAAUAGGUAUCGCUGGUCUCUAUUCGGGAAUUUAAUUCCUGAGCCACUCCCCAACCUCUACCACCACAGGCCAGCUGUCUCCAUUUCCAACACUCUGAUCCCUGUAACAAGA